AGCGCGGCGGUCGCUUGAUGUGCGUUCGCCACAUGCUAACAGCUGGUGGAACGUUUUGGAAACGUAUUUUCUCCUGCCACGUUUUUAUGAUUCUAUGCAGCACUGGAAUCACCUUGUUGAUGGUCUCCGCAUCCACGUAAACGGAUAAAGUGAAGCUCGGCGGCUUUUUUCAGUCCACGCUUGAGUUAAAGUUCGCUGUUAGCUUCCAGCUAAGUAGAAAAGCGUCACCAUGGCGGAUGUUACUGCUCGCAGCCUGCAGUAUGAAUACAAAGCGAACUCAAACUUGGUGCUGCAAGCUGAUCGCUCUUUGAUCGACCGCACACGAAGAGAUGAACCCACAGGAGAGGUGCUGUCCCUGGUGGGGAAGUUGGAAGGGACCAAAAUGGGAGACAAAGCUCAGAGGACCAAACCCCAGAAGCUUGAAGAACGACGGGACAAGAGAAGAAAGCGAGAUGAGGACAGACACGAUAUCAACAAAAUGAAAGGUUUUACACUUCUGUCUGAAGGCAUUGAUGAUAUGGUGGGCAUCGUGUACAAACCAAAAACCAAAGAAACCAGAGAAACCUAUGAAGUGCUGCUCAGCUUCAUUCAUGCAGCUUUGGGAGAUCAGCCACGUGAUAUUCUGUGUGGAGCAGCUGAUGAAGUUUUGGCAGUGCUGAAAAAUGAUAAAAUAAGAGAUAAGGAACGGCGACGAGAAGUAGAGCAGCUUCUUGGACCCAGUGAAGACACGCGCUACCAUGUCCUGGUCAAUCUGGGAAAGAAAAUCACUGACUAUGGCGGGGAUAAAGAUUUACAGAAUAUGGAUGACAAUAUCGAUGAAACGUACGGUGUGAAUGUUCAGUUUGAAUCUGAUGAAGAGGAGGGGGAUGAAGAUCAGUUUGGGGAGGUACGAGAGGAACACUCAGAUGAAGAGAGCGAAGGAGUUGAGGCAGACGUGGGCUCCACUCUUUCUGCCAAUCUUGGGGCCACGGGUGACGUAAUGACUGUGAAGAAAAAGGACCUCCAUCCUCGAGAUAUUGAUGCCUUUUGGCUCCAACGUCAGCUCAGCCGUUUCUAUGACGAUGCAAUUGUCUCCCAGAAGAAGGCAGACGAGGUCUUAGAAAUCCUCAAGACUGCGAGCGAUGACAGGGAAUGUGAGAACCAGCUGGUGUUAUUGUUGGGGUUCAACACCUUUGACUUCAUUAAAAUUCUUCGGCAGCAUCGGCGCAUGAUUCAAUAUUGCACCAUGCUGGCGAGCGCCCAGAGUGAGGCAGAAAAAGAACGCAUCAUAGGAAAGAUGGAGUCUGAUCAGGAACUUUCAAAGAUUCUUUACCAGCUGCAGGAGACUGAGAAGGAGGAUAUAAUUCGAGAGGAGCGUUCGCGCAGAGAGAGAGUGAGGAAGUCUCGUGUGGACAACGACUUGGAAUCAAUGGACAUUGACCAUGGAGAGUCAAUGGCUCCCCGACAGUUGCUUGACCUUGAAGAUCUGGCUUUCACCCAGGGAAGCCAUUUCAUGGCUAACAAGCGGUGCCAGCUGCCUGAUGGUUCUUUCCGUAAGCAGCGCAAAGGCUAUGAAGAAGUCCAUGUGCCUGCUCUUAAACCCAAACCCUUUGGUGAAGAUGAGGUGCUUGUAUCUAUUGACAAGCUGCCCAAGUAUGCCCAGGCGGGUUUUGAGGGAUUCAAAACCUUAAACCGCAUACAGAGCAAACUGUUUAAAACAACCAUGGAUACAGAUGAGAACCUGCUGGUGUGCGCGCCUACGGGAGCUGGUAAGACUAAUGUUGCCCUGAUGGCAAUGCUGAGGGAAAUUGGAAAGCACAUAAACCUGGAUGGAACCAUUAAUGUGGACGACUUCAAAAUCAUCUACAUUGCACCCAUGCGCUCUCUCGUACAGGAGAUGGUGGGCAGCUUCAGCAAGCGUUUGUCAAGUUACGGCAUCACAGUAUCGGAGCUGACAGGAGAUCACCAGCUCUGUAAAGAGGAGAUCAACGCCACUCAAAUUAUUGUAUGCACCCCGGAAAAAUGGGAUAUUAUCACACGCAAAGGUGGAGAGCGCACGUACACCCAGCUAGUGCGGCUCAUUAUUGUUGAUGAAAUCCACUUGUUGCAUGAUGACCGGGGGCCUGUUUUGGAAUCUCUGGUGGCGAGGACCAUCCGCAAUGUGGAGCUGACGCAGGAGGACGUCCGCCUGAUCGGCCUCAGUGCCACGCUGCCCAAUUAUGAGGACGUGGCCACCUGCCUCCGCGUCGAUCCUGCCAAGGGUCUCUUCUACUUUGACAACAGCUUCCGUCCAGUGCCACUGGAGCAGACUUACGUUGGCAUCACAGAAAAGAAGGCCAUCAAGCGUUUCCAGAUCAUGAAUGAGAUCGUCUAUGAAAAGAUAAUGGAGCACGCUGGGAAGAACCAGGUGCUGGUGUUUGUGCACUCUCGGAAGGAGACAGGAAAAACUGCCAGAGCCAUCAGGGACAUGUGUUUGGAGAAGGACACUCUGGGCCUUUUUCUGAGAGAAGGGUCAGCUUCUACUGAAGUUUUGAGAACUGAGGCAGAGCAGUGCAAGAAUCUGGAGCUGAAGGACCUGCUGCCUUAUGGAUUUGCUAUCCACCAUGCUGGUAUGACCAGAGUGGACCGUACACUAGUGGAGGAUUUGUUCGCUGAUCGUCACAUCCAGGUUCUGGUGUCCACGGCAACUCUGGCUUGGGGUGUCAAUUUACCAGCACACACUGUCAUCAUCAAAGGUACCCAGGUGUACAGCCCCGAAAAAGGCAGGUGGACUGAACUUGGAGCCCUGGAUGUUUUACAGAUGCUUGGUCGAGCCGGUCGUCCUCAGUAUGACACUAAAGGGGAGGGAAUCCUCAUCACAUCGCAUGGGGAGCUGCAGUACUACCUGUCUCUGCUCAACCAGCAGCUGCCCAUAGAGAGCCAGAUGGUGGGGAAGCUGGCUGACAUGCUUAAUGCUGAGAUCGUAUUGGGCAAUGUGCAGAAUAUAAAGGAUGCAGUGAACUGGCUUGGCUACACCUACUUGUAUGUGCGCAUGCUCCGCAACCCCACGCUGUAUGGUGUGUCUCACGACGACCGCAGUUUGGAUCCCCUGCUGGAAAGGCGCAGGAUGGACCUUAUUCACACUGCAGCCAAUGUCCUGGACAAGAACAGUCUGAUCAAAUAUGACAAAAGGAGUGGCAGUUUCCAGGUCACAGAUCUGGGACGCAUUGCCAGUCACUUCUACAUCACCCAUGACUCAAUCCAGACCUACAACCAGCUACUGAAGCCCACCCUCAGUGAGAUUGAACUUUUCCGUGUCUUUUCACUCUCUUCAGAGUUUAGGAACAUCACUGUUAGAGAGGAGGAGAAGCUGGAGCUUCAGAAGCUGCUGGAAAGAGUUCCUAUUCCAGUGAAGGAAAGCAUUGAGGAGCCUAGUGCUAAGAUCAAUGUGCUGCUGCAGGCAUUCAUAUCUCAACUGAAACUGGAAGGCUUUGCUCUCAUGGCUGACAUGGUGUAUGUUACACAGAGUGCUGGAAGAUUAAUGCGAGCAAUAUUUGAGAUUGUACUAAACCGUGGCUGGGCUCAGCUCACAGACAAGACCAUGAAUCUUUGCAAGAUGAUUGACAAGAGAAUGUGGCAGUCGAUGUCUCCUUUACGACAGUUCAAGAAACUGCCAGAGGAAGUGAUCAAGAAGAUUGAGAAGAAAAACUUCCCAUUUGAGCGUCUCUAUGACCUCAACCACAAUGAAAUUGGUGAGCUGAUUCGAAUGCCAAAGAUGGGAAAGACAAUCCACAAAUAUUUGCACCAGUUCCCAAAGCUGGACCUUGCUGUUCAUCUGCAACCCAUCACUCGCUCCACAUUAAAAGUGGAGCUCACCAUCACUCCUGAUUUCCAGUGGGAUGACAAGAUCCAUGGAUCAUCUGAGGCUUUCUGGAUUCUGGUUGAGGAUGUGGACAGUGAAGUCAUCCUCCAUCAUGAGUACUUCCUGCUUAAAGCCAAGUACGCCCAGGAUGAACACCUUGUCACUUUUUUUGUCCCAGUAUUUGAACCUCUGCCGCCACAGUACUUCAUCCGUGUGGUGUCAGACCGCUGGCUCUCCUGUGAGACUCAGCUUCCAGUGUCCUUCCGUCACCUGAUCCUACCAGAGAAGUACCCGCCUCCUACUGAACUACUGGACCUUCAGCCUCUGCCUGUCACAGCUCUCAGAAACUCUGCAUUUGAGGCUCUCUACCAGAACAGGUUCCCCUUCUUCAACCCCAUUCAGACACAAGUGUUCAAUGCGGUGUACAAUAGUGAUGAUAACGUCUUUGUGGGAGCUCCCACCGGCAGUGGAAAGACCAUCUGUGCUGAGUUUGCUAUAUUGAGGAUGCUGCUGCAUAAUGCAGAAGGCCGCUGUGUCUACAUCACCCCUAUGGAGGCUUUGGCUGAGCAGGUGUUUGUUGACUGGCAUCAAAAGUUCCAGGAUAUCUUGAAUAAAAAGGUGGUGCUGCUGACAGGAGAAACCAGCACGGAUCUGAAGCUCCUGGGAAAAGGUGACAUCAUUAUCAGCACCCCAGACAAAUGGGACAUUCUGUCUCGUCGCUGGAAGCAAAGGAAGAACGUGCAGAACGUCAGCCUGUUCAUCGUGGAUGAAGCACACCUUAUUGGAGGAGAGAAUGGACCUGUGCUGGAGGUCAUCUGUUCCAGGAUGAGGUACAUCUCCUCUCAGAUCGAGCGACCCAUCCGCAUUGUGGCCCUCAGCUCUUCUUUGUCUAACGCCAAAGACGUCGCCCACUGGCUCGGUUGCAGCACCACGGCCACGUUCAACUUCCACCCCAAUGUCAGACCCGUGCCUCUGGAGUUGCAUAUCCAGGGCUUUAAUGUGAGUCACACACAGACCCGCCUGCUGUCCAUGGCUAAGCCAGUAUAUCACGCCAUUAUGAAACACUCUCCCUCCAAACCAGCCAUAGUGUUUGUCCCGUCACGCAGGCAGACCCGCCUCACAGCCAUCGACAUCCUCACCUUCUGUGCUGCUGAUGUGGUCCCACAGAGGUUCUUGCAUUGCACAGAGAGAGACCUUGCGCCAUUUCUGGAUAAAAUAUUUGAUUUAACCCUGAAAGAGACCCUUGCUAAUGGCGUGGGCUACCUGCAUGAGGGCCUUUCUGUGACUGAACGUAAGAUUGUGGAGCAGCUCUUUAACUCAGGUGCUGUUCAGGUGGUUGUGUCCUCUCGUUCUCUCUGCUGGGGAAUAAAUAUCUUUGCACACCUUGUCAUUGUCAUGGACACACAGUACUACAAUGGAAAAAUCCAUGCCUAUGUGGAUUAUCCCAUAUACGACGUUCUGCAGAUGGUGGGCAAAGCAAACAGACCUAUGCUGGAUGAUGAGGGACGCUGUGUCAUCAUGUGUCAGGGGUCCAAGAAGGACUUCUUUAAAAAGUUCCUGUAUGAGCCUUUGCCGGUGGAGUCUCACUUGGAUCACUGUCUCCAUGAUCAUUUCAAUGCUGAAAUUGUCACCAAGACAGUGGAGAACAAGCAGGACGCUGUGGAUUACCUGACAUGGACGUUCCUCUACCGCCGUAUGACCCAGAACCCCAACUACUACAACCUGCAAGGAAUGUCCCAUCGUCACCUGUCGGACCACCUGUCCGAGCUGGUCGAAAACACGCUGCAUGACCUGGAACAGUCCAAGUGUAUCAGCAUAGAGGACGAAAUGGAUGUCGCUCCCCUGAAUCUGGGCAUGAUCGCUGCUUACUACUACAUCAACUAUACCACUAUCGAGUUGUUCAGCAUGUCCCUGAAUGCCAAGACCAAGAUCCGCGGCUUAAUUGAGAUCAUUUCCAAUGCUGCUGAGUACAAGAACAUUCCCAUCAGGCACCACGAGGACACACUUCUCCGCCAGUUGGCACAGAAAGUUCCCCACAAACUAAACAACCCAAAGUUCAACGAUCCUCACGUGAAGACGAACCUGCUGCUGCAGGCCCACCUCUCCAGGAUGCAGCUGAGUGCUGAGCUGCAGUCUGAUACAGAGGACAUCCUGAGCAAGGCGAUUCGUCUGAUCCAGGCCUGUGUUGAUGUGCUGUCCAGUAACGGUUGGCUGAGUCCUGCCUUGGCAGCUAUGGAGUUGGCCCAAAUGGUCACCCAGGCCAUGUGGUCCAAAGACUCGUACCUCAAACAGCUGCCCUUCUUUUCCUCAGAGCACAUCAAACGCUGCACAGAAAAGGGUGUGGAGAGCAUCUUUGACAUCAUGGAGAUGGAGGAUGAAGACAGAACUGCAUUGCUGCAGCUCUCAGAUGCUCAGAUGGCCGAUGUGGCUCGUUUCUGUAAUCGCUACCCCAACAUCGAACUAUCAUAUGAAGUGGCAGAAAAGGACAACGUCAAGAGUGGGAGUUCAGUUCUGGUUCAGGUUCAGUUGGAGCGAGAGGAGGAGGUGACUGGGCCUGUUAUUGCACCCCUCUUUCCACAGAAACGUGAGGAGGGUUGGUGGGUGGUGAUCGGAGACCCCAAGUCCAACAGUCUGAUCUCCAUCAAGAGGCUGACUCUUCAACAGAAAGCAAAGGUCAAGCUGGACUUUGUUGCCCCGGCAAUGGGUCUUCAUCACUACACUCUGUACUUCAUGAGUGACGCUUACAUGGGCUGUGACCAGGAGUAUAAAUUCAGUGUGGAUGUAAAGGAGGCAGACAGUGGCGACAGCGACUCAGACUAAUUACACACACACGCAGAGCGCACGUGACGAGAGAACUGUAAAUGUUUUUUAAGCUGUAGAUAAACUGUGAUUACUUUCCCUACUCAUGUAACAUCUGUGUUUUACUGCAUACAGUCUUCAGGAACUGGACGUGUUCAAGUUCAGAAUCCGUCUGAUUAAGUCAGUUUACCCACACUGCAAACUCUGAUUCAUGUUGUCACAUCUCUAUUUGUGAUUUUGACUGUCAUGAAUUUUUUAUUUUAUUAAAUCCCUGGAGGGUUGGACUUCAUGAUCUUCAUGUAGCUCCACAAAC
Molecule: messenger RNA, 6932 nt
Organism: Thalassophryne amazonica
Lineage: Eukaryota; Metazoa; Chordata; Actinopteri; Batrachoidiformes; Batrachoididae
Gene: snrnp200
Product: small nuclear ribonucleoprotein 200 (U5)
Exons: 44
Coding region: 230-6640 (2136 amino acids)
Cellular component (GO): nucleus
Molecular function (GO): ATP hydrolysis activity; nucleic acid binding; ATP binding
Source: RefSeq, a predicted model, not a curated record